AUGUCUCUCGUGGAUCAAAUGCUCGGCGAAGGGGCAGUGGCGGAUUUAUGUGUGUGGAAAAACAAGGUAAUAUCAGGCAUCACAUUUGUAAUCGCCACACGUAUCUGGUACCAGUUCGAGAUCUUGGAGACUCCACUUGUACCCUUUCUAUGUUCGAUCUUUUUACUCCUGAUGCUCCUUCUCUUCCUUUGGGCCAAGUUUGGACAACUCCUUGGCACUUGGAGACCUCCAACUCCUGAAGAAAUCAAACAAGAAGAUUCCCUAGUUAGAGCCUUAUUUUCAAAGAUAGAAGGUCUUCUCUUGAUGCUGUACGAGAUUGCCUAUGGGAAAGACAUCAAAACCUUUAUCUGCGUAAAUCUUUGCUACCACUGA
Messenger RNA from Eruca vesicaria subsp. sativa (arugula), 372 nucleotides. The record is from the annotation of a GenBank genome assembly. Lineage: Eukaryota; Viridiplantae; Streptophyta; Magnoliopsida; Brassicales; Brassicaceae.